AACAAGAAGUUGUGUUUUGAAAAUGUUGGUGGCUUUCCAGAUCUUGGUUCAGAAUACAGCACAAGGAAGAAUUCACAAGAUAAAGUUUGGACAAUUUCUACUUCAUCAUGUCUCUCAAUUCAAAAGGAAUUUCCUAGAAGAUUAAAUCUGAAAUGUGAUGCCACAGUCCCUGCUAAACUGAUGAAAAUCAACAAUUAAGUAAAUGUAUAAAAUUUUUAAUUACAGAAAGGUGGCUAUUAUUUUCAUUGAACAAGACAAAAAAAACUUGAUUGAAUCUUUUAAGAGAGAGAGCUAGAAAAUGGCAUUUUUCAAAAAUUUUCAACAAAAUCUACCUUCAGUGUCUUCUCUGGUUGACACAAUUAGCAGUGCAGUAGAAGAUCUGAGUUGUGCUGUAGGAGAUCUAACUAGCGCUGUUGGGGAGGUCAGUUAUAAUCUAUCUGAUUCAGUAGCUGAACAGGUAACAAGUAUGAUAAAUGGUUUUCGCACAGAAGAUGAAGCUUUUCGAACAGAUGAUACAGUUAUCCUUAAUAAGGAAGAAAAUGCCUCAAUGUCUCAGAGCUCAAUAGAUAACAAUAUCCAAAAAACUACACCUCAGUUAGAACAUAAAACAAAAGAAACACAAUUUCAUAGUUUUUCAGUUUUUCCCAAGAAAGAUCAAGAUCUGCAUCAGGAAAGACUUUUAGGACAUGUUAAGGACAAACAACAAAAUCAACCAAAACACGAAGAAACUAAUCAUGCUGAAUAUUCUCUUUUGAAAGAAGACUUCAGUGAAAAUGGGGUGUCAGAGCUUAAUCAGGAUAUACGUCAAGAACCAGUGAAUGUGGACAGAAGUACAAAAAUUGGGCUUAAAAACUCAAUGGAUGGUAAUAAACAGUUGAAAGAGGCAAAAUUGAUAGAAAUCAAUAAAAAUCAGAAAAAUACUUUUGGAAAUAAAUUCACACAAGAGCAAAAAAAUAUCACAGAUAAUCAUAAAAGAGAAGAAUAUAAAUCUAAACAUAUCUCUUUUGGAAAUAGCAAAAAUAAUAAAGAUAUUUCCUUUUCUCAAGAAAAUAAAAACAGACAUAAUGAUUUAGAGAUAUCUGCUGAUUUGAAGAAAGAAGGAAAGCAUAUUAAAGGAACAAAAGGAAGUCAGAAUUCAAGAAACGAAAAGCCUUCAAAAGAUAUGUUGAACAUUAAUAAGCAUACAGCACAAAAAUCCAUUAUUAAAAAAAAUAUAGCAUCAUCAAAUAAGUCAAAGCCUCGAUUCGAGGAAAAAGUUAAACACAAGUCAUCAAUAAUUGGUUUGGGGGAUUCCAAAGAACUUCAUCAGAUAAAUACAUUGCAAUGUUCCAAGAUGAAAGCAGAAGUAAAAACAAAGAAAAAUGAAGCCAUUUUUGCUGAUAAAGGACUAUCAAAAAAUAAAGUUGAAAAAUAUACUGAGAAAGUACCAGAAAAAGAUAAUACAUACUUGGAUAAAGAUCAACAUGGUUCAUCCUCUGAAAGUGAAGAUGAAGCGUUGGGUAAAUACCAUGAAGCGUUGUCCAGGACACACAAUUCCAGGCUGUCAGUGGCAGGUGGAAGACAAAAGAAUUACGUUUGGGAGACCAGACAAAAAUACAGUCCUCUGUCUGCAGAGUAUGAUGGAUAUAGUAGUGAAGCAUCAAUAGAUGAAGCAAACUGCAUUCAAAGAAUGAGAAGAACACCUCCAUUGGAUGAAUUACAGCCACCACCAUAUCAGGAUGACAGUGGCUCUCCACAUCUCUCAUGUACACCUUCAGAAAUUGGUGACAGUAAAUGUGAAUUUUCUCACUGUAGCAACAGUCCAAGAUGUUCAUACAAUAAGUGCCCAAGCGAAGGAAGUACAGGACAUGAAAUAGAAAGUUUUCAUAAUAAAGGCUAUGAAGAGGAUGUGCCCAGUGACAGUACUGCUGUUCUUAGUCCAGAAGAUGUGUCAGCUCAAGGAUCAUCUUCACAACUUCCUAAACCUUUUGAUCCUGAGCCAGAAGCUAAAUAUGGCACCCUGGAUGUGACUUUUGACUAUGACUCACAAGAACAGAAGCUCCUAGUAACAGUGACAGCUGUCACAGACAUCCCAACAUACAACAGGACCAGCAGCAACUGCUGGCAGGUGCACCUUGUUCUUCUGCCCAUAAAGAAGCAGAGAGCCAAGACAAGCGUCCAGCGAGGGCCAUGUCCUGUCUUCACAGAAACAUUCAAGUUUAACCAUGUUGAAUCUGAGAUGAUUGGAAAUUAUGCAGUUCGCUUUAGACUCUAUGGUGUACGUCGCAUGAAAAAAGAAAAGAUUGUGGGUGAAAAAAUUUUUUAUUUAACAAAAUUGAAUCUUCAAGGGAAGAUGUCAUUACCCGUGAUUUUGGAGCCUUCUUACAGUCUUUCUGGCUGUGGCUCCCAGAUGAGCAUGUCAGAAAUAUCCUGUAGUGAAAGUACAUCCUCUUGUCAGUCUCUAGAACAUGGCUCAACUCCAGAAAUCCUCAUUGGCCUGCUUUAUAAUGCCACAACUGGCAGAUUAUCAGCAGAAGUCAUAAAAGGCAGCCACUUCAAAAACUUGGCAGCAAACAGACCACCCAAUGGACUGUUCUGUUGUCUAAAACACUUGAUAGGUGGACAGGUUUAUAUAAUCCGAGAUACAUAUGUUAAGUUAACUCUUCUGAAUUCCAUGGGUCAAGAGAUGUCCAAAUGCAAGACAUCCAUCCGCAGAGGACAACCAAAUCCCAUAUACAAGGAAACCUUUGUCUUUCAAGUGGCACUGUUUCAGCUUUCAGAUGUGACCCUUAUACUGUCCGUGUAUAACAAACGCAGCAUGAAACGAAAAGAGAUGAUAGGCUGGAUUUCUCUAGGUCUCAACAGCUCGGGAGAAGACGAGCUCAAUCACUGGACUGAAAUGAAGGAAUCCAAAGGACAACAAGUAUGUAGAUGGCACUCAUUAUUAGAGUCAUGAUGGACAGAGCCAGAGGCAAUUACAACUUAAUAUAGCCUCAUUUCUGGCUCCAAAAAGAUUGUUUUUACUUAGCCCCUCUCAGGAGAGCAGUUCACGGAAGUAUCAGAUUCAACAUUCCACCUUAAAACAUGCACUAAGUGCUAUGGAACAGAACAGCUAAUACGACAUCUUUUCAUUGACUUUAUCUCUGGUGGAAAUUAUUAUGGAAUAUGAGAAACUUACAUGGUUGUGGUCAAGCUAGCAAUGCUUCAGAAGUUUAAUCAUAUGAUGUUGGUUUUUUACAGUAAUUUCAUUUUAGAUGCUAAAGAGCUAGCUAUUUCAUUAAAAAUCAGAAUUUUCAAUGAUAAAAAAAUGGAGAAUUUUGGUUUCAGUACUAUAAGCAUAUUGGCACUGUUCUAGAGGUUCUCCAUAAAAUAUUUCUUGACCAGUCAACACCUUCUGUUAGUGAUGAGUAACUUGUGGUCAAUUUGAAAGAAACUUAAAUCAACUCUAAUAGCAAAAUUUCAAUCACAUUGAAAAACAUUUUAUUUCAUAUUUUUUUCUCUUUGCAUAGGUUAUUAUGCUUCAUUUCUCUGUUACACAUCUCAGUAGCAUUACAUCUAAGUGGAAGCAGGUAUACUUUGACAAAAGAAGACAAUUCUUCAGCAUAUCAUGGGGCCAAGCUCCACUUGGACCCAAGUCAUUUUCCCCCUUGCCUGUGCUUCUGCUUAACCCAAAGAGACCAAGUCACUGUACUGGUCCCUUGCAAGCCUUCUUAGACAGGUUGUACUGUAGAAUUAUGUAACUUUCUGUUGAAAGCACUUCCUAUAUUCAUGUAUUCCAACAUAGGAAGCUCAUAGAGCAGGACUUGACUUUUAAAAUUCUUUCAAUAAUUGAUAUUAAUUUAUUUUAAAUGCCAGUAUUGUGAAGAAUAUAUUUUUAAAACAAUAAAGUAUAGUGAGUUAACCGCUGAAAAAAAAUCCAGUGUGAAAUUUUAACUGCCUGGUACUAGAAUUUAGCCACAAGCAUUGUUUUGGUUUGGUUUGGUUUUUUUUAGCAAAAUAAGUAUUCAUAUUAAGAAAGAAGCUGCUCUCUUAAGUGUUCAGUCUUACCCUCAGAUACUAAACCUGUGAUACAAAGACUAUCCCUGUCUCAGAUUCAGUCAGGACCUCAUGUUAAAGACAGUUCUGAGACUCCUUCUGAUGCUUCUAGUGAUGUGAAUAAUUUUUAUGAAAUUUACAAAUACGUUCUUCAACGUAAUUAAUAUCAUCCUGUGCCUUUCAUGUCUGUUAAAUUUGCUCAUACAACUUGAGAAAGCUGUAUUUGCAAAAUUAGGCCUUCAAUUUUUAUAGAUGUAAGGAUUCUUCAGAACAGUGUCAUAAGAUCUUUUUUUCUCUGGACUAUGUAAAGUUGUAUAUUAUGUGCUAAUUUUUUAAAUGACAAAGGAGGUUCAUUUGGGUUGAUUUUUUAAAAUUUAGCAACUUUGGUUGUAAGUAGCAUUGAGUAUUGUUCUAUUUUGCUUCUCCUCUUUCCUGUCUAUAACUUUGCUCAUAAAUGUUGUCAAUUUUAUAUAUGUACAAAAUUAUUUUCCUUUGCCCUUUCUCCUUUCUGGGUCAAGUAGAACAAAUAAUUAUUUGUUUACUAAUUAAUGUAAAGUAGUGUAUGGUUUUCAAGAGAUUCACAGUAUACUUUGAAGUACAAACACAUAAUAGCAAAACAUCCUCAUAGAAAAUAUCAUUUGAAUUUGAGUUUAUAGAAGAAUUGUUCAACUAAUUCCUAAAUUUAGCAAACUUUGAUUAUUACCUUUUAGUUCAAUUAAAUUAAGUUUAGAAAUGGCAGUUCAAUAAUUCACCCAUAUGAAUUAUAAGAAAAAUUAUUAUUAGAUUAAAUCAAAAUUUAUGAAUGCAUAUUAUGCAUUUGGGGAAAUUCAUUCUUUCAUGAGCUUUUUCCAGGAUUUUUAUAAAUGAGUUAGUCUACAAUCAUAUGUGCAUCACAAGACAUAAUAUAUGAUUUAAGCAAGAUCAGCAACAGUGUACAAGAAGGUUUUGAAAAGAAAUCAUAUCUAGGAUUUUGACAUUGUAAGUAUAUUAGUUUUGAAAAGAUUGGUUAUGUUAAUGUUAACUAGAAUGCCCCUAAUAAAAAGAGGUAUCUACCUUAUUUGUAGCCAUAUUAAGCCUUACCCAAAUACAAGAUUUCCUUGUUAUUUUAUCCUUGAGUAAGCAAUCCACUAGCCAGCUGUUAGUUAAAUUUGCCUAUUUCAGGCAAAACCCAGAGAGGUAGAUAUGUUUCAGGAUAUCCCAAGCAAAUUCUAAACAGAAGCCUACAGAUCUAAAUAUUAAAUAGGAAGUUGAAAAUGUUAGAUGAAGUCCCUAUUUCCAUGUGCUAAAAAGGAAAAAAAUAACAUAAGAUUUAUCUCUAGAUUAUGUAAAAGUGAGGGUGUCAUAAUUCUGGAAAUUUUGAAGUUAGAAAAUUCUUUUUCUUCUUUGUCUAUUUAACUCAGAAUAACCUUUUGGUUUAAAUUCUAGUUAAUGAUUAUCAUUCCCAUUCUGUACUUCUUUGCUUUUUCAAGUAAGGAGAGAGAGAGAAAGAGAGAGUUUGGAGGGAAGGAAGGAGGGAGGGAGGGAAGGAGAGAGGAAGAGAGAGAAAGACAGCAAUAUACAUAUCUUAUCCUGUGGAUUGACAAAAAUAGUAUUGGUUCUUGAAGUAAUUACUUCUAAAAAGAUUGUCUUUUUUCUUAGAAAAAAGGCUUAAAUAGGGCUCAAGAGACCCCUUUUUACUAUACCAGAUUUAAUAUAUCAGAUAGUAUUGCUGGGUUUUUUGUGCUUUAAUUUUCAUGAAAGCUUUAAGGCAAAUUUUUAUAUUCUAGUAAUUACUGCAAAUAGGGUCCCGCUGAUGGGCAGUAAGUAUGGCUUUAGAAAUUUGAAAAAGAAAGCCUAACUUUUUACUGUUCUGUUAAAAAAAAAAAACCUAAGUUUUGUAAUAAAAUGAAAAAGGCCAUAUAUGGCAAUUAAAUGGUAUGUGAGCUUUUGCUCCUGCAAUUAUAGCCUUUAUUUAUGAACCAAAUGAGCUCUAAAACAUAGUGGUUUCUAAGUACCCAAGAAACAGAAGGUAUACUUCAAGUCAGUAAAAAAUAUUGGGCCAAUAUUGAUCUCAAAAAUCUUCUUGCUUAGUCUUAAUUCUUUACUGCUGUUCAUAUUUUCCAUGAAAUUUUAUUUGCACGUUAUAUUAGAGUUCAUAUAUUAGGCAUUCGGUUAUGAUUAUAGUAACAGAAUGUUUCAUAGUAUUAAAAUAAUGGCUAAGAUGGCAGCUCACCUGGGCAUUCACCAAACAGAUAAAUAGGCUAGAUGCACCUUUGGCUAGUUUGGCUAGCAUUGGAACUAGUUUCUAGAUUAAAUGAAAUUCUUAUGGCCCUCAUUUUUAAAUAGUCAGAAUGUUUAUAGUAAACUGGAAAUAAUGGUUGCUAGGUGAUUCAUCUCCAAUAUAGAAAGCAGAAGUGAAGUUGGAAAAGUCAGUCAAAAGUAAAACAGAAUUCUUUAAGAAAAGCAAAUUAACCUUUGAGUCUUAUGUGUGACCUUGGAAACACGUGAAUUUAUAUAGUCAGAUAAUUAGUGGAUCUGAAUUUCAAAUGCUGUAAAAAAAAAAAAGUCAUAUCCAAAAGGCUUCUCUACAACAUUCCACAGGUAUAUGAAUAGAAGGGCCAAAAAUAUCUUUCCAUUCAGUUGACAAAUGACUACAUAAACUAAGCAGUUCAGGCAGUUUCCAAGUUAAAACUCUCUUAUUGUUCCCCAAAAUUGUGAUUUUUAAAAAAUUCCUUUUUUUCUCACUUCCUUUUGUCAUUCACCACUAUCCUUAAACUAGAUGACCUAUGCUGAAGAUGGUUGUUAUCAUUGUCAUCAUCACCAGGAAAUAUUUCUGAGCACAAGACCAAGUAUGUUGUUAAACUCUGUAGGAAAUGAAUUUUUAAAACAUUUUAAAAACAGUUUAUGACAAUCAAAAGAAAGACACCAAAAUCAUAGGUACUCAAUGUGGGCAUAAAACAUGUGACAUUCAUUUAUGCCAUUGAACUUCCAAAAAAGGAGACAUUAGAGAGAAACAUAGAACCAUGAAAAAGAUGAUGAUAAUGAGGAUGAUAACAAUAAGAUUUGUCAAAUUUCUUUACUAUGACACAAAUUGUUCUUGUAUCACUAAUUCAUUAGUAUAUCAACAUUGUACAUGAACAAGAAAAAGUUAAGGGAUGAAAGAUGUUUGGAAUAUGAGAAUAUUUGAAUUUAUCUUUAAUUUACUAUUAUGGAUUGAAAAUGUGUUAUAUAGUAUUUAAAUUUAAUUUAUCCAGGACACUUUUUAAGUAUCUAGGGUUUUUAUUAACUUUACAAGAUCAGAUUUCUUUCCCCAUAGAAUGACAGGCCAAUUUUUAUAAACCAAGAUUGAGGAUUUAAGCAGGAAAGGGGGGCGUAAAAUAGUUUGUGCUAUGUAAGAAAGGGUCUCUAUUAGCCAUGUCCUAAGGAACUAUGAUAGGAAUGGAUAUCUCUCCAUUCUAAUGUUUUAUAAGAUGCAUUCUGUCCCCCUUCCUCAUGUAGAAUUUUCCAGCAUGUGAAAAACAUGUACAAGAAAAAACUAUCUGGCAGCAGAAUCCCGUAUUUCAGACAGGCCUCUGAGAACAGCAUGCUAAUAGAGCAUUUUGCUUAUGAGAUGAAAUCUAAAACAUAGAAGGGAAAAGAAAUAGACAUUUUCCCCUUCGAGUACAUGGAAUAUAUAUAGCUGCUUUUGCCUCUCCCACUUCACCCUUCAAAAAAAAAAAUUCAUUGCCCAGGUAUGAAGGAUAGAAUUGAAUUUCUCUUCAAAGAAAAAAUUACUGACUAGGAAGAGCAUUAUUUCAAUGAUCUUAGGCUAGCAUUUUAAUGAAAGAAGUUUUAUGUGUGUUAAUAAAGGAGUGAGGUGUUUAAACUAGGUUUAGUAGUGUUAGGGUUUUUUCCCUUUCCUUAAAAAAAAAGAGAGAGAUGUGAAAUGAAAAAAAAAAAAGAGGGGCAUUUAAUUUUGGGUACCUAUAUACUUUGGAGGACUACCCUAAUUCAACAUAAACCUUUGUCAAGAUAUUCCCCAGACUAAUAAAUAAAUCCUAUUAUGGUGGUUUUAUGAAUCUUGAAAAUUACCUUUAGAUUAUUAUUCAAAUAUUUCUUCACUGUGCUGCCUUUAAGAUGAUGAAUAGGAGACAGGGAAAGGAUCUCAGAAGAUAUUCAUCCAAAAGGCAAGUUGCAUGACAAGGUCACAUUUUUCAAGCUGUAGAAAUAGCAGGAGAAUCAUUCUAAAAGCUAUUUUCAUAACAAACUACACCAUUCCUUUUUUUUUUUCACCAUGCAGGUAAUAAGGAUGACCUCUUAAGAGGAGAAUUGUAAUAAUCUUUUAAAAAAUUAAAUAGUAGCAGGAACCUCCUGCCUCUUAUCUUAUGUGCCAUCUGGGCAUUCAUAUUGCUGUGUUUGUCAAGCAAAAACUCUGAGUCUGAGAAUCCUAUCCUGAGAAAUUCUUCCUUUUUUUUUUUUUUUUUAAACUUAUGUUUAUAGAAUAGUUGUGAAAAUACUGAACUAACUCUGGUUUAGGCUAUAGUUUAAUCUCUGUUCCCCAUAGUUGGAAUAUGCUCAUUUUCAUUUUCUUCUUUAAGCAUUUUCACUGAUAUCUAUUUAUAUGAUUUCUCACUAGAAAAAUUUGAUUUGGAGUUUAACAUUCUUUACCACCUUGAGUUCAAAUCAAAUUUAUUAAACCAGAUUAAAGUUGGUUUUUAAAUAUAUAUUGCUUAUUUGUCACAUAAUUUUAGAUAACACAAAACAAUAACUUGAAUUUUUCCAAGCAGUAUUUACUUUUCUUUAUGGAAGUGAAGACCCUGGGCCCUCAACAUUUAAAAGUUUUUAGUUCAAGAAGGACUUUGCUAUUAGUUCUCUAAAUAGUGACUUAAAAGAAGAGAUUGAAUAAGCUAGGCCAGGAGUCUGAGACUAGAGCAGGCUAAUGUGAUUUAGGGAUUUCUCACCAAUACAGAAGGUUUUCAAAAGUUUUCCUUUCCCUAAGUGCAUAUGUCAUACAGGCCCAAUUCAAUGUAAAAAUGACUUGUUCAUCUUUGAAGACCUUCCUAAUUCUAAAAUUCUGUCGUAGUUUGAGGGCAACAUAUUUGUCUUACACACCAUUGUUUCAAAAGUUCUAGACACAGAGUAAGGGCUCACUAUAUAUUUAUUGAUUAAUUUCAAAAACCCCCAUUCUUCCAUCUCUAAAGCUCCACUAUGGAAAAAUAAAAUCUGGGGUUCCCUGAGCAGCUCAGGGUUACUUAGAGUAAUACUAGAGGCUCUUUGGCCUCCCUUUUCACUCUAAAAGUCUCCGAAAUCAGCACAACUAAAAAGAAUUUCAAUCACGUGCUAUAUUUAGUGACUAAUGAGGCUUGUGUCAUUUGGGUCCACAUUAAUAAUUUCUGUAAUCCUCAGUUUCAUGUCCUCACUACACAACAUGAACAAAUUUUGGGAAGCACUCAUGCAUAGCUUGGUACUUUUACGUACUUGUUCUGUGCAUGUUCUUGUGUUCUCUCUUAGGAUUCAUCAUUAGGAUUCAGGUUCUCAUUGGAGGAUUUUUUCUGAAAGACUGGCCCUUCUACUUACUGACUCUGUGACAAAUAAAAUUAUGAUUAGAUGUAAAUUGAUGCAGUUAUCAGUCACGGAUAAGCUGAGAAUUUGAUUAGGCUCUUUUUAUGUACUGCUUAAGGGGAAUAGUAAACUAAUAGAAGCAUAAUACUACUGUGUUAGACUGAAACUGGGAAUGGGGUGUCCAAAAUGAAUUAGGAAGCUUCUCCCAUUUUUUAAUGUUUAUACCAAGACAAAAAAUAAAUGGGCAAGGUUUUUGUUUUUCCAUAAAUUUUAAUUUCCCAUCCUGUGUCCCCCUCACCAACUCCUCAGUGCCUUUGGAAUUUAUAAGACAGAGGUAAGUUUAUUGCAGUCACUCUGAAACAGACUCUGAAUGAUUGAUAACUUUUUCCCCAAUCAUAUUGUUUAGCCAAUAAGAGGAUUCAGAAGGUCUGCCACUUGACCUUAAAAAAGCCAGUGAAACCAAGCCUUUAUAGACGUACUGCCCUCUUGGGGUUAGAGGUGGAAGUGUAGUAGCAAUGAGAAAAGAGAAGCUCUUUUCACUUAGAAGCCUUAAAAAUAAAUCCAUUUGUCUUGAAAUGUGUGUAUAAAACAAAAAUCAGGUGAUUUGGGAGGGGACUUAAUUGUAAGUCCACCAAAAGUUUACGAUAAUUUUAGUUCUGAACUACUGCAUUUUGCUUUUAGUACACAAAAAAAUAAGGCUAUUCCUAAAUAAUUGAUUAUUAGAAGAAAAUCACUGCCAUGGCACUGUUAUGCAAGAUUUUGACAUUUCUCCAUUUUUAGUCUGACAUUCUGUAGCUUGAGUUGUCUUAUUAUUUAGGGACCCUUCCUCCCACUUGCUUUUUACUCUUCUGAUUAUCAGUAAACCUAGUUUGUUCUGCUUGUUUUUUGAGUUUGUCUUCCUGAAUAUUCAAGAUUACUUAAAAAAAAAAAAAGAAAAACCCUAAACGCCAUUCAAUUUAUUCUUUAGCAUGUGAUCUCUCACCUGACACAUAUUGUGUUUAAAUGAAUACCCAAUAGAUGAAUUAUAAUGCCACAUUAUGCCUUGAAAAAAAUAAUUUUCUGAAAUUGGUUUAUAUAUUUAGUUAUUGCUAAAAUGCUUAUUACCGUGGUACUUAGCACUUGAUAUCAAAUAUGAAUACAUUGUUUAAUGAGGAAACAGGCUUUCCCUUAUGAUCUCUAAGACUUAUUGUUUUUCUUUGUCUUUAACAUCUGUUUGAAAGGAUUGCUGGGAGCUUCUUAACAGCAUUGCAUUUGUCAUUUUCUGAGUAGGUAACCUUCCUCCUCCUUCUGCUGUAAUUUUCAUUAACAACCAGACCUUUUAUACCCUGAGGGGUCAGUCUUCCUGUGAUGCUCAUGCAUGACACCCAUUAAUACUGGUGAAAGUAAUACACAAGAACCAACAGGAGACAAGACCCCCAAGUGUAACAGGAUCAGCAGAUCAGAGCACUGAUACAGAAUGGCGCCUGCAAUACAACUAAAUGUGAUUUCAAUUAUAAAUAGGGUAGAAGCCAGGAACUGGAUCAAGAAUUUUAAGUAUCUAAAUCUUCCUUCUUUCCUAUUGGUUUUCAUUUUUCCCCAACUUGCACAUUUAUAUUUUAUCUGAAGUGUGUAUUUAGUGAAUAAAAAUUUUGAAAUAAUUCCACACAUCUCUUUAACCCUGCAAUUCCAAAAAGUAGAAAAUUAAAGUCAGUGCUUUGUAAUACAGCUUAUUUGCAGUCUUUUUGAGUAAGUAAGUACUGUUAGCAUUUGAAACAUACUGUGUGUCUGCUAUUUCUUUUGAGGAGAAGAGCACGGUAGUUUGUGUAUAAUUGGACUAGAACGGAAUGAAGCCCAAUUGAAUGACCAUUUUGUUUUUAUAAAUAGUAUCAAGUUUACUCCUAAACAAUUCCAACAACUGCUUAGCUUACAAAACUGUACUGCAAAUAUGUUUGCUUUUUUUUUGAUAUGUUUUCCCCUACUUCCCCGACCAGUUCUUCCCACCUCGUACAAGAUGGGUACACCACUGUAGCGCCAUUUUUGGAAGGAUUUUCAUGGCUGUCGUAAAGGGGAGACAGCUGAACUUUGGCUAAGUUUUUACUAGAAUUUUGAAAUAAGAAAAUUUCUAAAUGUUACCUUUUAGUUAAAUUUAUCAGGGGGGACCAGGAGUGGUCCUUGGUUAUUUUAUGGUUGAAAAGGCCUGUGAUGGUCACUGGGGCCACUCUCCUUUUCUGUAAAUAAUGAGGUGCAUUGAUGCUUAAUACUGUUUCAUUUCUCAAAAGUAUUUUUAAUGCAAUUUUCAUGAAAAACUUAAAUUAGUGAAAUCUUUUAUUCGAAUUUCCCUUAAUUUGCUUUUUUGAGGAGAAUUGUCUCCUUGAUGUGUAUGUGUACUUUCUUACAGAGCUUUCUUACCUAUUUUUGUAACAGUGGAUCUAAUAGCAUAAAGUUUAAAUGCUCCAUGAGCAAAAUUAUAUCUCUCUUAUUCUAAGGAAAUAUACUGCUGAUUAAAGUCUUGGUCUUAAAUUAUUUUCAACUUGUUUACUGGUGAGUCUAAACCAAUAACUGAUCUCAUUAGUAAAUAACAAGUGUUUGUGCUGUUAUCAGCAAUGUUGUUGAAAUGUUUUUUUGUCACAUUUUAAUUCAUGUUUUCAUUAAAAUAUAUAAACAUGAGUGUGUGAAGCAGUCCAUUCUGUAGAAUAGUACAUAACUAAUGACUUUAGUUUGAGUCUGUCUAUUGAAAUGUGCUGUAUUUAAAAUUUUAUUCACAUACCUACUUUUAUACUGCCUGUAUAGCACUGAUUCUCUCGGUGCUUUGUUCCUUUUGUAAAAUUGUAUUAUGUAGAGAAAUUGAUGUCCUGGUGUGUAAACAGUGUCAUACAUUUGAGAAAUAUCUUCAAUUGAUUAUUCUAAGGAGGUCUUAAAUGGCAGUUUAGUUUUUCAUAAUAGAGUACAUACAAAUUUGCUUAGUGGGUUAAAAGUUACUUGCCUCUUCCUUCCUACUUAAUGCUUUAUGAAUACCUACCCAGAGUAAGGAAUUCUCUGACUUUUGUCCUAUGGUGUUACACAAAGAAUAACCCUUAUUCUUAUUCAGUGAAAAAAGACUUUUUUAUUUGGCUGUUACACAAUAAUUAUUGUGCAUUCCAUGAGCAAAUAUAUAAGCAUAUUGUAAAUCAUUGCUGAGAAUGAAAACCUUUCAUGUAAUCUGGUCAUAUGUUAUCACUAACAGCAAUGUUUAUGUAGUAUCUUUAAAUUGUGGUUUAAAUCUGGAUCCCAAACUAUAGAUCUAUUUUUUAAAAAUUUGUUAUCAUUCUACAUAUUCUGCCAUCUUACCAUUCCAUAGUUCAUAACUAAAUCCAGAAUUAAAACUAAAUAUCUUCAAAUAAAUCUUUCUAAUUUUAAGUCCAAUUUGACAUAGUAUUCUGGACUCUAUUCUAUCUAAGUAUAUAUUCUUUCUGGUACUGCACUUAAUAUGAAUUGUCAGUGUUUUCAUUAGCAAUAACCACAUUAUAGUUUUGCUUGGCAAAAAUCAUUCUCUACCUGUUUUGAUUACAUAAUUUUUGGUUAAUUUUUGGCUAGUUAUCUCAGUUCAGAAUAAUCAAUUAAAUAGUUUUAUUUUUCAUUGUCUUGUCUACUCGUUUUCAUUAAUAAAUAAUUUUAUAACAACAGAAUUGUUUUUGAAAAGACCAUGCUUACCAGCAUUCUUUCACAUGAAAAAGAUUUCAUGGUGUUGGAAAGUUGACAGAAAUUAAAGUCACUACAUUAUUAUUAAGUUACUAAUUGCCUUUAAAAUCCCUAGUUCCAUAAAUUAACCAGAAACCAUCCCAAUUAAAUUUUUUUUAAACUAUAACAUCAAUACUCAGUAAUCAUGUUUAAAUUUUUCCCUUUAGAAAACAUUAUUACUUUCUUCCAAAACAUAUGAAAUUGUUCUUUUUAAAAGUUAAAUUGAUUAAUACUCCAAUUAUAAGACAGAAAUUGGGAUCUUAUCCAUUAUUUACCACCGAAUUAUCCUGUUUCAUCAAGUAUUGUUAGUAUCUAUUAUUACAUUUUAAAUUGAAAAAGCAGAAAUAACAAAUUUGUUCCCUAUAAAAUACUCACCAAAAAAUGUCAAAACAACAUUUUUCUAAAUUUGAAAGUGACUAAAUUGUUGUUAAUUUGCUAGUUAGACUUUCCCCUCUAAUAAGAGAGCUAUUCUUAUCUAGGUAGGUCACAGCUAAAUUUCAUUCAUAGCAUUACAGCUGGAAAAAAAAAGAAGGUCCUAUGGUAUAUAUGUACAUCUGUUUGGUCUAUUUAAAGUUGCUAUUAGAAGGGGGGAGAUACAAGAAAUUCAUGUAAUUAAAUGUCAUACUAUGUCAUUGUAUCUAAACAUGUCAGAAAUUACUUGUUAAAACUAUUCUGUCAUAUCCAAGAAUCUCCAAUAUGCAAAAUAUUUAUUAGUCACUUUUUUCUUUUUUCCUUCUGAAAAUAAAGUCAUUCCCAAUUUUAAAAGUCU
Messenger RNA from Sarcophilus harrisii (Tasmanian devil), 13999 nucleotides. RefSeq names its product synaptotagmin 14 (gene SYT14). The record is from RefSeq and is a predicted model, not a curated record. NCBI's taxonomy places the organism in Eukaryota, Metazoa, Chordata, Mammalia, Dasyuromorphia, Dasyuridae. The transcript has 8 exons. The coding region runs from base 299 to 2935 and encodes 878 amino acids.